This is a messenger RNA of Cajanus cajan (pigeon pea), 735 nucleotides long. RefSeq lists its product as uncharacterized. The record is from RefSeq and is a predicted model, not a curated record. NCBI's taxonomy places the organism in Eukaryota, Viridiplantae, Streptophyta, Magnoliopsida, Fabales, Fabaceae. Gene Ontology annotation, cellular component: chloroplast.
AAGUGGCUGCAUGGAGGCCAGGUCAUGAGUUGGUGAGAUAAGGGUAGGAUCCACAUGAAGGAGAGAACAUAUGUGAUGGAUUUGAGAUCACAUUGGUGCAGCACACAAACAUCAACAUAACAUGGCUGCCAAACUCACUCUAUCUUCUCCCCUUGCCUUCACAACUUCUUUUCUGCCUAAAUCACCAUCAUUUUCUCCACCUUUGUGCCCCCCCACAACUAAUGUUCUUUCAGUCAAAGUUCAUGCUCAAUUAGGUGGUGGAGAUGAACAAGCCAAGAAAGGAGGCAAGAAGAAAUUCAUAACCAGAGAGGAAGAACCACAACAGUAUUGGCAGACAGCAGGAGAAAGGGAAGGAGAGAAUCCCAUGAAGACCCCUCUUCCUUACAUUAUCAUAUUUGGUAUGUCAACUCCUUUUGUAAUCUUGGCCAUUGCUUUUGCAAAUGGUUGGAUUAAGGUACCUGUUCGAUGAGUACAUUGACAACACUUCGUUGUCUACUCCUCAUAUGUUAAUUCUCACGAAUUUUAUGCACUAUAGUUCUCAAACUUCAUCAGAUAAUUUCUUUACUUUUUCACAUAUGUACGGACAUACGUUAUGUUAAGGCUCGUUUUAAUGAACAAGAGUUCGGUUUAAUGAUGUUUCUUGUUUAGGAGAAAAUAUGAUCUUAUUAGCAAUAUUCAGACGUGUAAUGGAACAGCUGUACUUAAUAAUAAAAUACGACCGUCGACACUGAUCAA